Ceutorhynchus assimilis (cabbage seed weevil) is the source of this 3878-nucleotide messenger RNA. Lineage: Eukaryota; Metazoa; Arthropoda; Insecta; Coleoptera; Curculionidae. The record is from the annotation of a GenBank genome assembly.
AGCUGUCGCUGUUAACGAACGGAGACCGGUUGGGUCUUUAAACUUUCGCGCAUUUCUUUUCCGAACUUGAAAUUUUGGUUUCUUCAUUCUGUGAUAUUUUAAGUGAAAGUGGCUUAUGUGUCACUGAAUAGUUGGGAUUUUGGAUUGUAAAUAAUUAUUGUAUCUUCUUCUGAUUCACAAUGUCGGCAAAAGCCAUCCGAGAAGCGACAGGAAAAGAUCUGAUCAACAAAUACUUGUCGGGCGAUACAAAAGCCGCCCAAUGCCGUUUCGCCAGCGUGGAUCCCGACACCAAAUUUUCCGAAUUGGUUGCCAACAAUCCGUGGUUGAAAACCGAAAAAUUGGUCGUCAAACCCGACCAGUUGAUCAAGAGACGAGGAAAAUUAGGCCUCAUCGCUGUGAACAAGAACCUCGACGAAGUCCAAAAAUGGGUGGGCGAUCGUAUGAACAAGGACCAGAAAAUUGGACAGGCCAGCGGAAAGUUGCGCAACUUCAUCAUCGAACCAUUUGUGCCACACAAGGAAGAAGAAGAGACUUACGUGUGCAUUUAUUCUCAUAGACAUGCCGAUACUAUUUUGUUUUAUCAUCAAGGUGGAGUAGAUAUUGGUGACGUCGACAGUAAAGCAGUCAAACUAGACGUUCCGGUAGGCGAAGACCUCAAAGAAUCCGACAUCGCCAAAGUUUUGCUCGCCCAAGUGUCUCCUAACAAAAAAGACGUCAUCUCCAAAUUCAUAUUCAACUUGUACAAGUUAUAUGUCGACUUAUACUUCACCUAUUUGGAAAUCAACCCGCUGGUCGUCACCGACAAGGAAAUCUACAUUUUGGAUUUGGCAGCGAAACUUGACGCAACCGCCGAUUUUAUUUGCAAACCCAAAUGGGGCGAGAUCGAUUAUCCGACGCCUUUUGGUAGAGAUGCUUACCCUGAGGAAGCUUACAUUGCUGAUCUAGAUUCUAAGUCUGGAGCUUCUUUGAAACUAACAAUUUUAAAUAGGAAUGGUAGAAUUUGGACUAUGGUUGCAGGUGGUGGUGCUUCAGUUAUUUACAGUGACACUAUUUGCGAUCUCGGUGGUACAUCCGAACUGGCAAACUACGGAGAAUACUCCGGAGCACCCUCAGAACAACAAACCUACGAAUACGCCAAAACGAUUUUUUCUUUGAUGACGCACGAUAAACAUCCUCAGGGCAAAGUUUUGAUUAUUGGAGGUGGUAUUGCAAACUUUACAAAUGUUGCAUCAACUUUCAGGGGUAUUAUUACAGCCUUUGUAGAAUUCAAGGACAGAAUGAUUGAACAUAAUAUUAAGAUUUUCGUGAGAAGGGCAGGGCCAAAUUAUCAAGAGGGUUUGAGGAGGAUGCGCGAAGUAGGACAGACACUUGGUCUCCCUCUGUACGUUUUCGGUCCGGAAACUCACAUGACCGCCAUUUGCGGCAUGGCGCUGGGCACGAGGCCGAUCCCUCAGGAAAACAACGUCGAAUUCACCACGGCGAAUUUCUUGUUGCCCUCCGGCGAUAAACAACCCAUCAAAAAGAAACCGGAAGAAGUUGCUGCGACUGCCAGGGCAAACGCCAUCAAAGUUGCUGCGGCGCAUGCGGCUGCCAGGAAAUCGGAACCAAACCAGAUGGAGGCGCAUCCCUCAUCUCAGGGAGAUGCAAAAUCCAGCCCCUUAUUCUCAAGCAGCACCAAGUCUAUUGUAUGGGGUAUGCAAAACAGAGCCGUCCAAUCGAUGUUAGAUUUCGACUUUGUUUGUAGAAGACAAGAGCCCAGCGUUGUGUCUAUUAUUUAUCCAUUUACUGGUGAUCAUAAACAGAAAUUCUAUUGGGGACACAAAGAAAUCCUUAUCCCAGUCUACAAAAAAAUGAACGACGCCAUGACCAAACACCCAGACGCCGACGUCUUGAUUUCGUUUGCCUCUUUACGGUCCGCCUACCAAAGUGCUGUAGAAACUAUGGAAUUUCCUCAAAUUAGAACCAUUGCUAUCAUUGCUGAAGGAAUACCUGAAAACAUGACUAGAAAACUAAUAAAGUUGGCUGACGAAAAAGGAAUUGUUAUAAUUGGUCCUGCAACAGUUGGCGGUGUAAAACCAGGUUGUUUCAAAAUCGGCAACACCGGAGGCAUGAUGGACAACAUUCUGCAUUCGAAAUUGUACAGGCCCGGCAGUGUUGCCUACGUUUCCAAAUCGGGAGGCAUGUCCAACGAGUUGAACAAUAUUAUUUCACAUACUACUGAUGGAGUUUACGAGGGUGUCGCCAUUGGUGGCGAUAGGUAUCCCGGAACGACGUUUAUGGAUCACAUUAAGAGAUAUCAGGCUGACGACAACGUUAAAAUGAUCGUCCUUCUAGGAGAAGUAGGCGGAACCGAGGAAUACAAAGUUUGCGACGAACUCAAAAAAGGCGGCGUAACAAAACCAUUAGUCGCAUGGUGCAUAGGCACCUGCGCCAGUAUGUUUACAACCGAAGUCCAAUUCGGACACGCUGGCUCAUCUGCUAACUCGGCUCAAGAAACUGCCACUGCUAAAAACGCAGCCCUCAGAGAAGCCGGAGCUCACGUACCCGAUUCCUUUGACGCCUUGGGCGAUCUUAUCAAGUCCCUGUACGAAAAACUAGUCAAACAAAACGUCAUUGUACCUACACCCGAAGUACCACCCCCCACGGUGCCUAUGGACUACAAUUGGGCCAGAGAAUUGGGACUUAUUAGGAAACCGGCUAGUUUUAUGACUUCAAUUUGUGAUGAGAGAGGACAAGAAUUGAUUUAUGCUGGUAUGCCAAUUUCCGAAGUUCUCCAAAAGAACGUGGGUAUCGGUGGCGUUAUUUCCCUACUGUGGUUCCAAAGAUGUUUGCCCCCCUACGUAUGCAAAUUCUUUGAAAUGUGUCUGAUGGUCACAGCUGAUCACGGACCGGCUGUUUCCGGCGCUCACAACACAAUAGUGUGCGCGAGAGCCGGCAAAGAUUUAGUAUCCAGUUUGGUGUCGGGUCUGCUGACCAUCGGCGACAGGUUCGGUGGUGCUUUAGACAGUUCUGCUAAACAAUUUAGUGAGGCUUAUGAUAAAGGUAUGCAUCCGGCUGAGUUUGUAAAUCACAUGAGAAAUAAAGGAGACCUUAUUAUGGGUAUUGGACAUAGAGUGAAAUCCAUCAACAACCCUGACCAAAGAGUGCAAAUCCUUAAAGAAUUCGUUCUGGCCAACUUCCCAGCGACUCCGCUCCUAAAAUAUGCCCUUGAAGUUGAGAAAAUCACCACCAGCAAAAAGCCCAACCUCAUUCUCAACGUAGACGGUUGCAUUGCUACCUGUUUUGUAGACAUGCUGAAAAAUUGCGGCAGUUUUACUGAAGAAGAAGCACAAGAAUAUAUCAAUAUUGGAGCUAUUAACUCCUUAUUUGUUUUGGGUAGGACUAUUGGAUUUGUUGGACACUAUAUGGAUCAAAAGAGAUUGAAACAAGGCUUAUACAGACAUCCGUGGGACGAUAUUUCUUACGUAUUGCCAGAACAAUACAACAAUUAAUUCAAUUUGCACAUUCUUGUAGGUCUAAACUAAAAGUCUGUCACAGUUAGAAAAUUUCCUUAGCGAUCUAAAAAAAAUUUUAGGUAACUUUCCGCAAGCCUAGUUGAGGAAAUAUUGUGAAAACUUGAAAACAUGUAUUUAUUGUUAAAGUUAAGUUAAUGUGCGUGUUACCGUGCUUCAAGUUAAUAAUUAACUGAAGAAAAAAAUUGUAAUUGUUAACAAAAUGAAUAUUUAUAUAUUUUUGUAUAUUGUUUUUAAUGCACCACUUUUAAGGAGAAUUUUUAAAGCUUAGACGAUUUUAGGAUUAAAAUGAUUAUUGUUUUGUAAUAAUGAUGGCACUUUUUUUGAUAAUUUUACCUCAAAUAAAUUAUGAAUAUUUAGGAGCAA